GACAGUUUGGGCUGGUCUCAUCACAACAUCAUCAGGGCGUUUUGGGCAACGCUCAGACACACAACGGUACCCCUUAUCUUAGAUUUGAUCCACCCUGAAUGGGACAGCAGUUCCUUUCCAUACAGACGACAUGAAAUGCUGAAGUGGUAAAAAUGAACAAACCCAAAAUGGCCACAGAGAAAGGCGUUCCCAGUAACUCCAGGGUACUGAUGCUCCUGGGCCAACUGGAGAGGAUGAACAGAGAGGCCAUGGUGAAAGAUGUGGAGAUGGCAAGACAGGUCACCGCAAAGAUAUUUCAUCUCAUACAGACACAGGAGAAGAGCGGCAAAGAGGUGAUGUCCAAAGGCUCCAGUGGCAUGGAGGUCUUACUGGCUUCACUGGAGAAUACCCGGGAUGUCCAGACCACUCUGAACAUCUUGUACAUUCUCAGUGAGCUGCUGACUGUGGGCAGAGGUCGCAGAGUGGGAGUAUUUGUGUCUAAAGGAGGAACGGGAAUAUUAUUCCAGAUUCUGAUCACUGCCAGUAAGGAGCUGCCUCCCAGUGAAGAACUCAUGCUGCAGCUUCACUCACUGCUCGCCAAGGUUGGCCCAAAAGACAGAAAGUUUGGAGUGAAGGCCCGACUGAGCGGAGCGCUGAAUGUCACAGUCAACUUAAUGAAACAGAACCUACAGAACACCAAACUGCUUCUGCCCUGCCUGCAGGUUCUCAGGGUUUACUCCACCAACUCUGUGAAUGCUAUUUCUUUGGGCAAGAGUGGAGUGGUGGAACUCAUGUUCAAGAUUGCCGCGCCGUACAGCAAGAAGAACACCAGCCUGCUGAAGGUCGCUCUGGAUGCACUGGGAGCACUGCUGAAAUCCAAAACAAACGCUCGCCGUGCAGUAGAUGGUGGACACGUGCCUGUCUUGCUGGCUCUGUACCUGGACUGGCAUCGCAAUGACACACGCCAUCGCCACAUGCUAAUUCGCAAAGGGCUGCUGGUCUGCCUCAGGAACAUCACCAACAUCAAGCUCGGCAGGAAAGCAUUCAUAGACGCUGAUGGCAUGAGGAUUCUCUACAACUCAUCCACUGAGUGUCUUCCAGUGCGGACUCUGGAUCCUCUUGUCAACACGUCGAGUCUCAUCAUGAGGAAAUGUUUCCCUAAGAACCGUCUGCCUCUGCCCACCAUCAAAUCAGCCUUCCACUACCAGCUGCCACAUGUACCUGCUGUAGGACCUGUGGCGCAGCUGUACAGCCAGCCACCUGGGGGAAGAAAGAUUCAUCAGCUCUGCAGCAGGCCCUUAAAGAAGGUGGAUGAUGUGGUGGAUGAAAGCGACGAUAACGAGGAGACAGAUGCAGACACAGAGAACGAAACUGAGAAUGAAGAGGACGAGAAGGAUCAGCGCGCUCUGAAUGAUGACAUAGAGACGGACCUGAACAAGCUGCAUCCCAAAAAGGGCCCUGGUCGUCCCUUCGAGGAGUUGAGGGUCUAUGAGAGGUUUUUCUUGGAGCUUUCUGAAGACUUCCAGGGUUAUAACUUUGAAUCCUCAAAGAGUGCCUCUACCACAUCUUCAUCAUCGUCUUUCUCCUCAUCAUCAGCCCCAGCUCGAUCCACUCGACCAAUCAUAGUGCCCACAGCUCAAGCCCUGUCCCCAAAGCAUGUCCCCAUCUCGAGCUCUCAGGAGGAUUGCACCCCUACCAAAGGACAACACACUCUGCCGUCUCCUCCUGCACCCACUCCUGCUCCCCCGACACCUCUAGAACUGGACAGCAUCCACCUCACCAAGGACCAACACAAAAAAGAGGAGGCUCACAUUCCUUCCCCAGACACACAUAUGACACUGUCCUCCCUCGCCAGGCCUCCCUCUCAGGGGCAUAAGUUAGACCAGGACCUUGCACAUGUGUUGGAGUGUGUCUCUCUAGAAGAGGAGAGGCCUCUGAACACAGGAGAAGAAGGAGGAAGGGGAGUCAAACAGGAAGGAUCCCCAGUCAACGCCACCAGACACAUCCAGUCUCCUCUGCUCUUGGGGGGCAUUGCUACUCGUCGGGUGGGAGGAGGAGGCAGCAACUGGGGUUCAGAUUGUGGCUCAGAGGGUGCUGAGGAUGAGAUGGGGGAAGGAGCAGUUCUGGAGGUGCCAGACACGGCCCUGCUCCUCCCGCUGCAUGACCCCGACCUGUACGUGGAGAUGGUGAAGGGAACACGCUCCGUUCCCCAGUACGCUGAAGUGGCUUACCCAGACUACUUUGGCCAUGUAGCACCGACAUUUAAGGAGCCCCUUCAGGAGAGAGUUUACGGUGUACAGAGGUCUAAGAUAUUCCAGGACAUCGAGAGGUUGAUUCAUCCUAAUGAUAUCGUGGAUAAAGUAGUUUACGACCUGGACAAUCCCAGUUGUCCUGUGAUUGAAGACGAUGGCGAAUCACUGAAGUUCAACUCUCAGUUUGAGUCUGGAAACCUCAGGAAGGCAAUCCAAGUCAGGAAAUACGAGUAUGACCUUGUGCUGAAUUCAGACAUCAACAGUAAUCACUACCACCAGUGGUUCUACUUUGAGGUGAGCGGCAUGCGUGUUGGAACUGCCUACCGCUUCAACAUCAUCAACUCUGAGAAGUCAAACAGCCAGUUCAACUACGGCAUGCAGGUGCUGAUGUACUCAGUGCAGGAGGCGAUCAGUGGAAGGCCACACUGGGUCAGAACAGGAACAGACAUCUGUUACUACAAGAAUCACUUUGCAAGGAGUUCCAUAGCAGCUGGUGGUCAGAAAGGGAAGUCUUAUUAUACGAUGACCUUCAGCACAACCUUCAGCCAUAAGGAUGAUGUCUGCUACUUCGCCUAUCAUUACCCAUAUACAUACUCCACUCUUAAGAUGCACCUGUCCAAACUGGAGGCUUUGAGGACCCCUCAGAUCUACCUGAGACAGGACGUCCUCUGUGAAACACUGGGGGGAAACAGCUGCCCCCUUCUCACCAUCACUGCCUUGCCUGAGUCCAACUCCAAUGAUCACAUCUGUCAGUUUAGGAAUCGUCCGUUGAUCUUCCUGUCAGCCAGAGUGCACCCUGGAGAGACCAACGCCAGCUGGGUAAUGAAGGGCACGCUGGAGUUCCUGAUGGGCACCAGCCCACUUGCAGCCAGCCUGAGAGAGGCCUACAUCUUCAAGAUCGUCCCCAUGCUCAACCCUGACGGAGUUGUAAAUGGAAAUCACCGUUGUUCUCUGAGUGGAGAGGAUUUGAAUCGCCAGUGGCAGAACCCCAAUCCUGAGCUCCACCCCACCAUCUACCACACUAAGAGCCUGCUGCAGUACCUUGCACACAUACAAAGGGCACCGCUGGUGUUUUGCGACUACCACGGUCAUUCCAGGAAGAAGAAUGUGUUUAUGUAUGGCUGCAGUGUGAAGGAGACAGUCUGGCAGUCCAAUAUCAGCGCGACAUCCAGUGACUUACAGGAGGACCUUGGAUACAGGGCGCUGCCUAAGAUCCUGUCCCAGAUCGCCCCGGCCUUCAGCAUGGCAAGCUGUAGUUUUGUUGUGGAGCGCUCCAAAGAGUCAACUGCCCGCGUUGUUGUGUGGAGGGAGAUAGGAGUGCAGCGCAGCUACACCAUGGAGAGCACGCUCUGUGGCUGCGACCAGGGCAAAUAUAAGGGUCUUCAGAUUGGCACCCGAGAGCUGGAGGAGAUGGGAGCUCAGUUCUGCGUGGCCCUGCUGAGGCUGAAGAGGCUGACGGGGCUCCGCAAUCACCAACACCUGCUGGAUUUAGAGAGCGAUAUUAUUGGGACACAGUCUAAAGUGGUCAGCAGCAGCCCCACCACCUAUGUGAUGGAGGAGGACGAGCCGUCCUUUCUGGAGGCGAUAGACUAUAGCGCAGAGAGCAACGACGAGGACGCCGAGCCUGAGAACGAGCACGCCAGCGAAGCCCCGGAGAUUCCCGAUCAACUGUCGGACUCUGAGACAAAUCACAGGGACUGAUUUUAUCUCCUCAAUAGCUGGCAACGUGAGCGUAUAACCAGCCAGUGCUUGGAUUGUCAGCUGAUCUAAAAGAUUUCACAGGUGGAGUAGUCAGAACCCACUCUCCUCAUGCUGGUGAAUAAAUAGCUUAGAUUUACACCUGAUCCAGUUAUAUAGACACUUUACGAUGGUAUGUCAGCUGCAUUGAGGUGCUCCUCUCCCAGAUGGAUUGAUUUGUCGGCCCACUGGAGCCGAUUGUGUUGCUCAAUGAAUGUUCUCACCUUUCACUGUCAUCCUAUAACCUUCAUGAACUGUAACCCCUGACCUCAGACACCAUAUAGCCUCUGAGAUUCACUUAUAGCUAGCCAGAGCAGCAAACAGCAGGCACCGCCGAUCCUUAACUUGAACCCUUGUCGCUCAUUUCCCACAGCUGACCUUACGCUGAAGCUAUCUGACAAGGCUGUGGUAGUGUAAUAAAGCCAAUGGCUUCUCUAGGUACUGUUUCUGAAACUCCUCUCACCUGUCGCUCUGUGUUUGGUGAAAACACUCCCAGUGACGGAGGGAAACUGGAUCUCCUCCACUGACCUCCACUGACCAGCCAACCAACCUGCCUUCUUAUUUCCGUCUUCUCCGUACACUCACCCUGCACUUUAACUUUUUACUGCUUUUACCUGACACUUCCUUGUGUCCUUCCUUGCUUGCCUCCUUCCUUUUUUCCAACAAGCCAAGGUUGCGGUGUCUAAAUGGGAUGCGGGAAUGACCAAACAGCUCUGUCAUAGCUUAGCUGCAGGUUAACAUCCGUCAUCCCGGGCGUCUCGUGUAGAAAAACCCACUCAGAUGUAACCUCACUUCCUCUAUGUAACCCCUCCCUCUUCGGCCACAGUGCACGUGGUCCACCAAUGUGCUGUUUGCCUCGCUUUAUCCAAAAGUCAAACUAUUUAUAUCACUCAAAUGUAGAAUGUUCACGUCUUUAUCAAGACAAACCUUGUACUAUACAUGAAAUGCAGAUAUAAACACGCACCACAAACUAACAAACACAGGUCUGGUUUGAGUUUCUCAGUCAGCAGUCAGAGCAUAAAGACGGAAUGUAAAAUAUCCACACGCACUGUUGGUGUUUUCAUUGUUUUUAAUAAUAGACAGUAUUAUAACGUUAGAUGAAGCAGUAACGAACAAGACGCAUGAGCUGCAGAGAACAAAAAGAAACACCUUUUGCACUUUGGAUAAACUCUAUAAAAGCAAAACCAAGAGAAACAAACUGAAUGAAACAUCACUUCACAACAUGUCACAGUUUGCAAACCUCAACUUCAGUCAACUUCAGUCACCUCAUUAGUUUUGAAGCUCUCAGCCCAAUGCUGGUGGUAACAUUGCUGUGAUGUUUUAAAAAAUUAUACUGGAAUUUAGUUUCCUUUUUAUCCUCAAAUCUGUGUGCACAUUUUGUGGAUUUGCUGAGGAGAGACCCAUGCAUACAAACAGAUGGUGCUUUGUAACGAGAGUUUAAAGUAGUUUGUUUGAUUAUUUCUUUAUUUGUUUGUGGAGAUGAGGUAUGAUUCUGUUGCAUUUGUACAGCUAGCGCAUGGCUACUUUCUGUUGUUUUUACUUUGUAAUUUAUUGAGUAUUGUUUUCUGGGAUGCAAACCUGUAUGUAUAUGAGGCAUUUUAAGUGUGUGAGUGCUAGUGUGUGUGUGUGUGUGUGUGUGUGUGUGUGUGUGUGUGUGUGUUCGCAGGAGUUUAAGUUAUUCCAUUAUUCAGCUCAGCUAAUGCUCUUACAGUUUGUUUCUUCUUUCAAUUUGAUUAUCCUCUCACUCUCCUUCACUCCCCUCAAUCAUUCUCUCCUCUUCCCUCUAACCUCUUCCAUUCUCUUGUUUUCUGUCUUUUAGUUCUACUUCCUUUCAGAUUUUACUCAAGAACUUACGAACCCAGGGAGGUCAUUGUUCUGGGCGUCUGCGUGUGUGUAUGUAAAGGAUAGAUGAUGUGAAAAAAUGUCCCUGUGAGAAUUGUGUGUGCUGUUAUGUUUGUUUCUCUGUAGCAGUUUAUGUUGGGGCGACUUUUGUUUUAUGUUUAUUUUGAGGUAAACAAGCAGCGAUAGCAACUCAUUUUAAGUUGAUUGUAAUGCAGAAAAUUGACAAGUGAAGACAUGGGAAAUAAAAUGUGAAUGUGGUGAAACGUC
Molecule: messenger RNA, 6077 nt
Organism: Epinephelus lanceolatus (giant grouper)
Lineage: Eukaryota; Metazoa; Chordata; Actinopteri; Perciformes; Serranidae
Gene: agtpbp1
Product: ATP/GTP binding carboxypeptidase 1
Biological process (GO): C-terminal protein deglutamylation; proteolysis; protein side chain deglutamylation
Molecular function (GO): zinc ion binding; metallocarboxypeptidase activity
Source: RefSeq, a predicted model, not a curated record